Molecule: messenger RNA, 3528 nt
Organism: Aspergillus clavatus NRRL 1
Lineage: Eukaryota; Fungi; Ascomycota; Eurotiomycetes; Eurotiales; Aspergillaceae
Product: putative filamentation protein (Rhf1)
Exons: 5
Coding region: 1-3528 (1175 amino acids)
Molecular function (GO): protein binding
Source: RefSeq, a predicted model, not a curated record
AUGACUGGUAAAGAUUCUGAGAAGGGGCAGCGCUAUAUCGCUGUCCUCGACAAUGCGCGAUGUCAGAAUAAAUGGGAGGAGGUUCCUGAACUUAUUCGGAAGGUGACCAAACAUGCGCCUCAAAAGACAGUCUUCCUCCAAAUCGCCUCCGCAGAGUCUCAAAUCGCCGCAUACAGUCAAAAACGGCCGUCGACGGCUCAGUCCUCGUUCAGCUCCUCGUCUACCCUAACUGAAUUGAUUCCUUCGUUGCUGUCUACUAUUGAGAAUGAAGAUGGGACACCGGAAGAACUAUUCCAAACACAAGUCUGCCUUGGAUGGCUACAUUGGUCACUCAACGAGCCGGGUUUGGCUGCAGCCCAUCUGCCAAAGGAUUUUGGAAAAGUAGCAAACAAACUGGGAGAGCAUAUCUCCCCGUGGACGGAGGUCUGUCUGGUCAAGGGCUGCUAUAUCAAAGGAGCUGCGCAGGCGACGCUUUCUACACCCCAUGAUGGAUUGGUUAUACUGAACACACUUACACCAUGGCUCAGUAGCCAUAGCGCAUCUCUCUCCUCGAAAUGCUCUCAGUUUUUGUACUGGUCCGAGAAAGUACUGGGGAAAGCUGCAUCAAUCGCGAGCGAUGAGGCGAGCAAAGGUGUCCCACUCGUCGAUGAUGAAGUCAUUAAAACCGCCCUCAAACUAUGCAGACUAUGGUCCGCGCAUCCGUACGUUAGCCAGCAAUCAUCCUCGCAGGCCUUGCAUGCAGAGGGUCCCGACGAGCUCGCUACCCAAGCGUCGAUCUGGAAAUCAUAUUACGAUUUGCUGACGGCCAUUCUUCAACAUGGGCUGCUGUAUGUUCCUCAGUCAAGCGGCCCUGACCGGCCCCAACUUGCCAGCGAAUUUAGGCGCGUGGAAGGAAUCUAUGAAACGCAGCUUAUGCGCGAAUUGAAAUUCCCUACGGCGAACAGCUCGAACUCAGAGGUCGAAAGCUGGGUUGAACAAGUAAUUCGGAAUUGGCAAAUUCUCUGUGGCCCGAGCUGGAGCGACGAGGAGCUUGGAGAAGGUGGUCAAAAUGCUCUAGGCCGGAGUGUUCUUGAUAUUCUCUAUCGUGCUGCUGCGAAAACAUAUCACUCUCACUUGAUCCUUCGUCGUUUGUUUCAUGUCCACUCGGCGUUGACAGACUUCGACCUUGCAGUGAAAGCUCUGGACUCAUACGUUGAGAUUGUUGUGGGUGCCAAGGAAAGAGCAGAGAAAGCUGCUCAAUAUGGUGAGCUAGAAAGCGAUGAGCAUUUAAUUCAGACUCUUGCAGAAGGCGUCACUAUGCUAGUUUGUUUUGGCUCAGAGGACGAGGCGAGAAAGGCAAACGACCUGGUCACGCUUCUGAAAAGAUUCGUUGACAAGCAUGUGCAGUUUGAGGGCGAUGAAGAGGAGGGGAGGAUACUUGUCAUACCAGAUCAGAACAACUCACAGGUCGUAUCGCCUAGGGUAAUUGCCACUGCAUACAAAGCUAUUGGCACAGGGCUCGCCAAUUGGGCGAGCUGGACACCGAUCAGCGAAGAUCGCGAUGACCUUCGUGCUGAGGCAAUUGAAAGUUUAGAAAGGAGCAUUGCCCCGGAGCUUGGUGAUGAGUUCAACUAUUCAUCACUAUAUACACUCGCGCUUUUGCUGGCGGAGAACCGGGAUCUGGAUGGUGCUAUCGAUUAUGUGAAGGUAGCACUGUCCUCCAAUUCUCACACUCAGAACGCUCAGUCAGAUUUGACUAGAGAGCGGGACCUUGUGCCUCUUUGGCACUUACUUGCGCUUCUCCUAAGCGCAAAGAGAGACUACGAUAUUGCCGAGCGUUCCUGCGAAGCGGCAUUUGAACAAUUUCCGAGCCCUGUUACCUCACUAGCCAACGGUGGGCAGCAACAAGGUUCUCGAGACAUGUUGAACGCGAUUGAGUUUAGACAUGCUUUGAUCAAUCAGCUGCGAGCCCGGGAGAAAGAACGCAUUAUCGAGACUCGCAUGACCCAACUGGCAUUCAUCGAGCUGCAAGAGGGUGCGGAGGCUGCUGUGAAUCACAGCGAUCAGCUGCUCAGCCUGUUCGCAACACUCUUCCAGGAUAUAGACUUUCAACCUAAUGAAAACAAGGAUCGCAAGCCAGAGCAUCUUGUUCCUCCAAAAAGCUCGGCUGGGACAGUCAAGAGCUUACGGGGUAGUAUUUUUGGUCGAAACAAAGCAUCUCGAGCUACCGAUCGAAGAGUCGAGGCUGUCAAUGACAAUAAGCCCGUCAGUACCAGCUCCUCAAUUCACCACGACCAUGUGCUUAGCACGGACUUUGCACCUGCCAUCCAAGUUACAGACGAGCACAAUGGAAUUGCCGAAAACCCAGAGACUCUUGGUAGAUCCGAUUCAACAAGGCACAAAUUGCGCAAGCGCAGCGGUACACUCAAAAAGCCAGAGGACCAACGUUCAACCUACAUGAAUGGCUCUGAAGAUCCGGUCAAUGGAAUUGGCAUGGGCACCAACGGUUCUAGAACACCACAACAGUCGGGUAGCGGAGAAGAUCUUCCUCCAGGUGCAGCCGGGCUUGCGGUCUCUCGUACCGCAGACCAACCGCAGAGCGCGAAGCAGCCGCUUCGGCCUGUCGCCCACAACAUGGAUCAGAAAGAGAUCCCCCCUCCAGCAGGUCACUCAAGGCAGCCGCCAGAGCAAGAUGUUCGGUUGCCGUAUCGGUUUGACUCGCCAACGAGAGCGAUCACCAAGUUCCCGCCCGUCCAGGCUCAGAAAAACGCCCUCGCCAUUCUUGUCAAAGUCUGGCUUUUGAUUGCGGGACUCUAUCGCAGAGCCUCCUUGUUUGAGGAUGCGCACGAGGCUUGUGAGGAGGCAGCCAAACAUGUUGAUCGGGUAGAGGCUCUUGUUGCAGCACAAGAAUCCUCGGCAAGAGCAUUUAGAACCCGUGGAUGGGCUGCAGCAAAGAGCUCGGAAGAGUUAUGGGCCGAUCUUCACACAGAACAAGGUCUCUUGGCACUAGCUCAAUCGCGGCCGCAUGAGGCAUUGGAGCUUUUUGAGGAGGCUUUGGUCCGUGAUCUAGACCACCCGAAAGCGACCGUCUACUUGGCGAACCUGCUGCUCGACAUCUGGGACAAGAAGAUGACAGUAGAUCCACCAGACGCAGAUGACCUCCGUGCUGAGAUGUCCGCUCUACAUCUACCCGGGGAGCCACCUCAAAAAUCUAAGCCCUCCACGACGCAAGAUCAAAACAAGGACGCCAACGCGGCAGGGACUACGCAGCCAGAUGUGCAGGCGUCUGCCACUGGACCCAAGGAGGAUGAACCCAAGCUGCUCAACCGCAUCGCUGCUCGAGACCGAGCCUAUAUGCUUUUAUCGGCCUUAACGAAGCGUGGCACAGCAUGGGAUAGCUCCGAGGCUUGGUAUGCGCUCUCGCGCGCCCAUGAAGCCAGUGGUGAAAUUGAGAAGUUGAAGGAUGUUCUAUGGUGGUGCAUCGAACUCGAAGACCGACGGCCGAUUCGGCAUUGGUCAAACAUAGGUUCUGGCAGAUAUGUCCUGUGA